Messenger RNA from Racocetra fulgida, 869 nucleotides. The record is from the annotation of a GenBank genome assembly. Lineage: Eukaryota; Fungi; Glomeromycota; Glomeromycetes; Diversisporales; Gigasporaceae.
CGCUUGGGGAAGUAAUUGACUUACCAGUUACUUUAGGAUCUGAAUCAAUCAAGAUCAAAGCAUUAGUAACCGUGAAUGGUGACUAUGAUCUUAUACUAGGAAAUAAUUGGGCUCACAAUUAUAAAGCAGUUAUAAGCUGGACCAAAGGCCUAUUACAAUUUGAAAAUCAAAAGAAACAAAUUGAGAUACCUAUUACAUGUUUAGAAAAGCACCAUAAAACUGAAGAAGAAGAUAAUUUAUAUAAUGUUGAAGAGGAAAUAGAACUUAAAGUCUUUGAUAAUAAUGGCAAAGGAAAGAUACCAGAACGCGCUCAUGAAACAGAUGCUGGUUUUGAUUUAAGAUAUCCAGAAACAGAAGAACUUGUCAUCUCACCACAAGAAACUGUGAUGAUAGAUUCAUAUAUCGCAAUUGAAGUGCCAAAAGGAACAUUUUCACGUAAAGGAAUAGAAGUAAAAGCUGGUACUGUAGAUGCUGGGUACACUGGAAAUAUUAAAGUAUUGAUUCAUAAUAAUUCUAGUCAGUCAUAUGCUAUACAACCUGAUGAGAAGAUAGCACAAGCAAUAUUCUUACCACUGGUAAAGAUCUCAAAAAUUCAUUCAGUAUCAACUCGUGAAGAACUUGGAGAUUCAGAAAGAGGUCAACAAGAUGAACAAGUAAAAGCAUUAGACUUACAAGUAAAAGAACAUUAUACUCAACUAGGCAAAGAAAAAUUCUUUCAUUCAACCUUUGAAGAAUUAAAAAGAAAUGAAGUUACUGGCUUAGAUAAAUGCCCCCAUGCCAACAAUUGCUUAUCAACUGAAUGUUAUAAAUGUAGUGAAGAUGAUUGGUAUUAUGAACAGAUAAAAUUAAUACCAGAACCGCUCUAUCAA